AUGGCAGCAGUCCAAAAGCUAAGCGAGUCGACAUAUACAUUUCUUAGUAUUAUCGAUCACACGCUAGAUGAUAUUAAAAGUCUCUAUUAUCUAGAUAACGGUCAUAAUCGACGCGUUCCGUGUUACGGACUUGGAUCGUUGGAAAUUAUGCCUCUGGAAGUCCUUCGAAUGGUCAUUCUACGGCUUAAUAUUCAGUUAAUAACUCAUUUCCGACGCGUCAAUAGACGAGCAAGGCUGGUCGUAGAUCAGAUCCCACAAUACAAACAAAUCAUUGUGCACGCGCCAGCCUCGAUCCGAGGAUGUCUCAGCAUCAGAACUGGAUUUUCUUUUUCAUGCCAAGAUCUAUAUGAUAAGCUGCGUACAGCUGAUUGUAACAGCUGUAGUGACUUUGGUGGUUACCUAUACCUAGUCACUUGUCGUCGCGUUUGUUUUCUCUAUUUUACCGAGAAGACCGAUUACCUUCCACUCCUAUGA
This is a messenger RNA of Penicillium egyptiacum, 474 nucleotides long. The record is from the annotation of a GenBank genome assembly. NCBI's taxonomy places the organism in Eukaryota, Fungi, Ascomycota, Eurotiomycetes, Eurotiales, Aspergillaceae.